AUGCGUAAUCCCGACGACUUCUACGACGAACUCUCGUGCAUUAAAGAGACUGUCACACUGACACCUGCGAAAAUGCGUGUGGUUUUUGCGUUUUAUUUGUUUUGUGUGUUGCUGACUGCGAACCAGUUUGUACGAGGCGAUGGAACUGGAAGAGAACUUGUGGUCAUUGCUUUACACAAGCUCCCGGAGGAAAGUGAUCUUGUUCAAAGAUUUAUUCAAUCGUCAGUUGCCGCUAACCUUUCAAAUAUUCAUAUGGUACAAGUGCAAGAAGACCACUUCGGGGAUGAAUCUAAAUUUGAAGCUACGAAAGCCAUCAACAAGCAGAAUAACUCCUGUGAAGCUGACUUGGAUUUCAUCAAAUUGGAACACAAAUUUUUCCUUUUCAAUAAAGCCACGGGAACAAAUCCGGCAAAUUCAAAAUCUCAGCUCGGACCCCAAAGCAUUCAUCUCUUGGUGCUAGUUCCAGAACCCACGCCAUUUGUGGCUGAAUUUUUUGCCGGUAUUGGCGCGCUUUCGUUUCCAAAGAAGCACAUGAGAAUCUCAAUUCUCUCGCUGGUACAAGUGCAAGAAGACCACUUCGGGGAUGAAUCUAAAUUUGAAGCUACGAAAGCCAUCAACAAGCAGAAUAACUCCUGUAAAGCUGACUUGGAUUUCAUCAAAUUGGAACACAAAUUUUUCCUUUUCAAUAAAGCCACGGGAACAAAUCCGGCAACGGAUUACCAUAAUGCUGAAGUGGAAGAGUUCAUGAGGACUUUUGGGAAGGAGUAUGCUAAAAUAGUUGUGAAGAGGCUUUCUUCGACUGACUCAAUUACACCCACCGCAAAAGAGGAAAUUCUUGGAUCAAACAACACCCACACUUUCUUGCUUAGUGCUGCAGCGCACUUGGAUCAUCCCAGCGUUUUGCACGAGCUUUUGCUGAUGAACAAGAAA
Molecule: messenger RNA, 930 nt
Organism: Notodromas monacha
Lineage: Eukaryota; Metazoa; Arthropoda; Ostracoda; Podocopida; Cyprididae
Source: the annotation of a GenBank genome assembly